CUGGAGUCAUAUGACCUACACAAUGGUCGGGAGUUCACCGGAGGCGUCCCGGCAACGCCGAGUGGAAGCUAUGACGGCUGCCGCGGGUUCGGCAGGCCGCACCGUAGUGUCCCUGCUGCUGUGUGCGCUGCUGGCGUCCGGCGGUGCCUACGUGCUCGACGACUCCGACGGGCUGGGCCGGGAGUUCGACGGCAUCGGCGCGGUCAGCGGCGGCGGGGCCACUUCCCGCCUUCUGGUAAAUUACCCAGAGCCCUAUCGUUCUGAAAUAUUGGAUUAUCUCUUUAAGCCAAACUUUGGUGCCUCUUUGCAUAUUCUAAAAGUUGAAAUAGGUGGUGACGGGCAAACAACAGAUGGCACUGAACCUUCCCACAUGCACUAUGCACUAGAUGAGAAUUAUUUUCGAGGAUAUGAGUGGUGGUUAAUGAAGGAAGCUAAAAAGAGGAACCCUGAUAUUAUUCUUAUAGGGUUGCCAUGGUCAUUCCCUGGAUGGCUGGGAAAAGGUUACAGUUGGCCUUACGUAAAUAUUCAGCUGACUGCCUACUAUGUUGUGAGCUGGAUUUUGGGCGCCAAGCAUUAUCAUGAUUUGGACAUAGAUUACAUUGGAAUUUGGAAUGAAAGAACAUUUGAUACUAGUUACAUAAAGGUAUUAAGGAGGAUGCUGGACUCUCAAGGUCUCCAGCAAGUGAAUAUCAUAGCAAGUGAUAAUCUGUGGGAGCCUAUUUCAUCAUUUAUUCUGCGAGACCCUGAACUCUUCAGAGUGAUUGAUGUGAUUGGGGCUCAUUAUCCUGGCACGCAUGUAUCCCAGCAUGCAAAGCUGACUAAGAAGAAACUUUGGUCUUCUGAAGAUUUUAGCACUUUAAAUAAUGACGUGGGUGCAGGCUGUUGGGGCCGCAUAUUAAAUCAGAAUUAUGUCAAUGGCAAUAUGACUUCUACCAUCGCUUGGAACUUGGUGGCUAGUUAUUACCAAGAGUUGCCUUACGGACGAUGUGGAUUGAUGACUGCCCAAGAGCCGUGGAGUGGGCACUAUGUCAUAGAAUCUCCUAUCUGGGUAUCAGCUCAUACCACUCAGUUUACUCAGCCAGGUUGGUAUUACCUGAAGACAGUCGGCCAUUUAAAGCAAGGUGGAAGCUACGUAGCUCUGACUGAUGGCUUAGGUAACCUCACUAUCAUCGUUGAAACUAUGAGUCGCAGACAUUCUAAGUGUAUUCGGCCGUAUCUCCCUUUUUACAAUGUGUCAGCACAAUCAGCUACCUUUGUUCUUAAGGGAUCUUUUAGUGAAAUACCAGAGCUACGGAUGUGGUAUACCAAAUUCGGAAAACCAUCUGAGAGAGUUCUUUUUAAACAACGGGAUUCUCUAUGGCUCCUGGGCGGCAACGGCACCUUCACCCUGGAACUGAAGGAGGACGAGCUGUUCACGCUCACCACGCUCACCACGGGUCGCAAAGGAAGCCACCCACCGCCUCCCAAAUCCCAGCGGUUCCCGAGCGUCUACAAGGACAAUUUCAACGUUGAUUUCCCGUUUUUUAGUGAAGCGCCAAAUUUUGCUGACCAGACGGGUGUGUUCGAGUAUUACAUAAACCCUGAGGACCCCGGAGAGCACCGCUUCACCCUGCGCCAGGUUCUCAACCAGCGCCCUAUUACAUGGGCUGCAGAUGCUUCCAGCACGAUCAGCAUCAUCGGAGACUACCAUUGGACCAAUCUGACUAUAAGCUGUGAUGUUUACAUAGAGACGCCUAAGAAGGGAGGCGUAUUCAUUGCAGGAAGAGUAAAUAAAGGUGGCCUUUUGGUUAGAAUUUCUCAAGGAGUUUUCUUCUGGAUUUUUGCAAAUGGAAUGUACAGAGUUACAGGUGAUCUAGCUGGAUGGCUCAUAUAUUCUUCAGGAUAUGUUGAAGUGACUGCAAAAAAAUGGUACACACUUACAUUAACCAUAAAGGGUAAUUUAUCCUCUGGCAAGUUGAAUGGCAAGGUUCUGUGGGAAAAUAUCCAUGUGAAAUACCCGAAGAAUGGCUGGGCUGCGAUUGGAACUCAUUCAUUCGAAUUUGCACAGUUUGACAACUUUCAUGUGGAAGUUACAAACUGACACGGAGUCUGACAGAACACUCUUGAUUUUCUUCCUUUUGGAUUUGGUUUGGAACCAAUUCUUCUGUUGACAGAUUGCUGGAUGGGCCUUCGCAGGCUAAAAACAAGGAAGAGUAUGUGGGAAGAAAGAUAUAUUUUUACUUGAUCCUGAGAAAGGUUUUAUUAGAAAUGAUUCCAAAGGAAUGUGAAUUGUUAACAUUAUCUAGUGUGUCUCUUAAAAUUCAGCCUCUUCACUGGUCCUUGUUCAGCAGUGAUUGAGAUCUUGAAGCCACCUUGUGAAUACUGAGGUAGAUCUCUUCAUCUUAUUUGCAAAAUGAUUAUGCAGGUGGCCAUGACUGACCUCACUAAGAUGUAUUUUUGAGAGUUCUCCAUGUGUGCAAGUGGAUUCAUGUCCUUGCUAUCGGAUGAUGCUGCCACAGAAGAAGCUGAAGAGCAUGAAGUGCUGCUUUUUGAAAACCACUUCAACAUGCUAUUCUUACACUCUAACAAGUGUCUUUUUUAAAAAAUUCUAAAAUGAUGGUUUUGAACAAUAAACAGGAUGAUUGGAUAAAUGCCUCUUUAUUAAACUACCUCUAACAUUAUUUCUGCAAUAAUAAAUUGUAGCAAAUUAAUUGGAUUGUGUGCAUCCUUUACUUUUUUGAUUCCAGUUUAGUUUUUGAUUCCACUUUAGUUUUGUAACACUUGUAACUCUGAAUAUUUUCCCAGGUUGCUAAAGAGUGAAAAAAUGUCAGUGUAGCCAGUGCUGUGAGUCUGGAGAUGAAGCUGUAGCAGGUUUUCGGGGUGUGAUUUCAGAUGUUUGUGGUCUGUCCUCCCACUACAACAGAUUAAACUGCUAAUGAAUGCUUUCAUCUCUUUAGGUCUGGGAGGAGCAGUUAGCUUUUACCAGCUCGCAGAAUUAGAUCAUCUCCUAAUGUUUUGUAUGGUUAAGAUGCAUUUUUUUUUUACAGCUCCAAUGUAUUUACAUAUGAGCAUGUUUCUCAUUAGUAUUAUUAAUAUCAGAGCAUUAUAGCUUUUAGGAGCAAAUCAGUUAUUCAUAUGAUUAUAGAAUUCUUUAAAAAUAAAUAAUUACUAAGGGAAUUAGUUUUUGUACUUAGAAAUUUGUAAUGGUAUGACGUAGGUGAAGCUGUACUGAACUUGUUCAUUACAUUUAAAGAUAAGAAAUUAAUUACUAGAAUAAAUCAGAUUUACAGAAAUUUUUUACAAAGUCCAAAUGAGUUUUGAGUCACAUCUCCAUUUUUUUUAAAUAACGUGUAUUAAUUAUUUAUAAUAGAAUGUUCUCACUCUAAGUGUGCAAUUCAGUGAGUUUUGUUAAGUGGAUGUGCCCACAUAGCCUACGUUCUAGUCAAGUAUUGAAUAUUUCUAUCCCUCCAGAAAGUUUAUUUGUAUAAUUGUGUAACCAAUUUUUCUUAUUCCCAAUCUCAGACAACUAUUGAUACGAUUCCUGUCACUGUUAAUUUUCUUUUUUCCAAGCAUAAAAAUGGGAUGACUUGCAGCAUAUGUGAACUUUUACUCAAUGUGAUACUCUUGAGAUUCGUCAUGUUGUGGCCAGAACUGUACUAACUUUUGAUUAAUGCCAUAUAAAUUGGCCUAGCUAGCAGUGGCUUGCUUGGUUAUUUUGGAAGCAUAUUCCAUUGUAUAGAUUUAUGGCAGUUUGAUUUCUCUCAGGUGGUCUGCAGAGAAAAUUUCAGAUGCCUUAGCUUCUGGGAACUUAGGUUGUAUCUCCCUUAUUUAUAUUGUUUCCCCUUCUUAUAUGAGAAUCUAAUAAAUGUGUUCAGAAUCUGGGAAUAA
Molecule: messenger RNA, 3867 nt
Organism: Cavia porcellus (domestic guinea pig)
Lineage: Eukaryota; Metazoa; Chordata; Mammalia; Rodentia; Caviidae
Gene: Galc
Product: galactosylceramidase
Exons: 17
Coding region: 11-2080 (689 amino acids)
Biological process (GO): galactosylceramide catabolic process
Cellular component (GO): lysosome
Molecular function (GO): galactosylceramidase activity
Source: RefSeq, a predicted model, not a curated record